AUGUCUGCUAUGGAUCUUGUUCACCAGCUUACUAAUUCCAACUCCUCACUUGCACAUAUAAUUACCAACACGCUGAUAGUCAAUCAUGCCUCAUAUUUCCAAAUUUAUGAACAAUUACAACAACAAGCUAUGAUUGUUGAUUCAUUUGCAUCCAAUUUAAAUAUAAUUGAAAAAUUAUGGGCUUCAUGGUAUAUCUAUAUUGAUAAUGAUAUAUUAGCUACUGGGUUAUUAUUUUUCAUUGUUCAUGAAAUUGCAUAUUUCGGAAGAUGUUUACCUUGGUUUAUUAUCGAUAAUAUGGUUCCAUCUCUUAGGAAAUAUAAAAUCCAACCAACCAAGAUUCCAACCAUGCAAGAACAAUGGGAAUGUUGCAAAACGGUAUUAAAACAACAUUUCUUGGUUGAAGCACUUCCAAUUUGGUUAUUCCAUCCACUUUGUUCUCAAUUGAAAAUUACAUUUGAUGUUCCAUUCCCAGGUUGGAAAGUUAUGGCUGCCCAAAUUGCCUUUUUCUUCUUUGUUGAAGAUUUAUGGCAUUAUUCAUUCCAUAGAUUAUUCCAUUUUGGAUGGUUUUACAAGAACAUUCAUAAGGUCCACCAUAGAUAUGCUGCCCCUUUUGGUCUUGCUGCUGAAUAUGCUCAUCCUGCAGAAGUUAUGGCUCUUGGUGUAGGUACUGUUGGAUUCCCAAUUUUGUAUGCAUAUGUUGCCAAAACUUAUCCUCAGUAUGAUUUACCUAGCUUACAUCUUUUUACAAUUACUUUAUGGAUUGUACUUAGAUUAUUCCAAGCAGUUGAUUCCCAUUCUGGAUAUGAUUUCCCAUGGUCAUUGAAUAAGUUUUUACCUAUUUGGGCUGGUGCUGCUCAUCAUGAUGAACAUCAUCAUUAUUUCAUUGGAAAUUAUGCUAGUUCUUUUACUUGGUUUGAUAAGAUAUUUGAAACUGAAUGUGGUACUUUAGCUAAAAGAAGAAGAGAAAAUAAUGCAAAGGUUAAAUCUGAAGAAAGUUACAAGAAAAAGAUUUAA
Hemisphaericaspora subhashii is the source of this 1014-nucleotide messenger RNA. It is a transcript of the gene ERG251, whose product is annotated as Erg251p. The record is from RefSeq and is a predicted model, not a curated record. Gene Ontology annotation, molecular function: iron ion binding; C-4 methylsterol oxidase activity. Lineage: Eukaryota; Fungi; Ascomycota; Pichiomycetes; Serinales; Debaryomycetaceae. Gene Ontology annotation, biological process: ergosterol biosynthetic process. The transcript has a single exon. The coding region runs from base 1 to 1014 and encodes 337 amino acids.